Gasterosteus aculeatus aculeatus (three-spined stickleback) is the source of this 2255-nucleotide messenger RNA. NCBI's taxonomy places the organism in Eukaryota, Metazoa, Chordata, Actinopteri, Perciformes, Gasterosteidae. The record is from RefSeq and is a predicted model, not a curated record.
AGAGCUGUGAAAAGUUCGAUGACAUCAAACACGCUGGCAACAGGAAGUGACGCAACACGCUUACCGUCAGAGUUCUGUCACAUAGAGCCUUGAGUUGGUUAGGCCCCUCUGGGUGCGGUUGUUGACUUCUACCCGAUGAUGAAGAGGAAACGAAACCCAACGAAGUCAGCCUUUGAAGAUUUCAUCAAGAAGGAAACCGGCGGAUCAGAUUCAAACAUUUAGCACAUUAGUUCUCUUCAUAUUCUAACCAUACAGGUAAUAAAAUGGAGAACCGAAGACAUACGAGGAACAUGUCUGCUGCAAGGAAGGAACUUCAGGAGGCCAUGUGCUGCUACGUCAACGACACCCUCAUCUACGUCAACACAGUGAGAGAAUUCUGUGAGCGGGUCCAUAAGUGGACGCUUGGGAGGAAGAUCGAGUUGGACAUGAUGAUGGACAUCAAAGAAAGAGCUGAAAACAUCAGCCCAAACGUCAACCACGUCACCCAGUCCAACAACAAAGUCCAGGCCUUUUUUCGGUACAUAGGGAGCAAGUUCACCCAGGUGACUGCAGACAGCAGGCGCGCCGAGCUGGAGGCGGAGCUGGCCGCCGUGCUGAAGGACACUCUGGGAGGUCUGGAGGAGCUCCACUGCUUUCUGGACGCAGUGGAGAACCUGGCGGUCACCUCGCUUCAUGUUUUCAUGGACCAGAACUCCAUGUUGCAUCUGCCAGAAGGGAUCCGCCCAGAAGACGUUCAGGUUGUGAUCAGCGCUGCACAGAUGACCUGCCAUCUCCUCAUCGGGUUCAGAAGAGAUGCAACAGCCUUCUUCCUUCCCAAACUUCACAAUGUGGAGGUGCUCUCGUAUCAGCUGGACAAGUACAUUACAACCACACAGACAAUCUGUGAGAAGUUAGAGAAAAGCUCCCUCAGUGACUUCUGCAUAGAGAUGAACGAUGAAACCCUGGUGGAUCUUGAUGUGGAUUUGUCUGAAGAUGAUAUUCAAAGGAUGCUUCGUCACAUUAAGGAUCUUGAGGAAAUCAGGAUGAACCAGAGCUUCCGGACGGUGUUCUUGUUUCAGGGGGAAUGUUCUAACUUCAUCUCUGAAUUUGAAGAGCGACAGCCUCGGAUGCUUCAGUUUCUUGAAGACCUUGAGGAGAAUGCUGUUCAGCUGGACCAGAUGAAUAAGGGGGCAAAGAUCUCUAGUGUGGUAGGCAGCUCAGUGGGGGCAGCUGGAGGUGUGCUUUCCAUCAUCGGUUUGGCAUUGAUUCCUGUAACAGCUGGAGUGUCUCUCGCUCUCACAAUGACUGGGGUGGGGAUGGGAAUCACCAGCGGGGUCAACGGAUUGGUCACCACUGCCACAGAGAUUGGUGUAAACCAUAAACAUCAAAAGCAAGCCGGGGAGAUCUUCCAGAGCUUCAUGGAGGAUGUGCAGAUUCUCCAGGAUUGUCUGGAGGAGGUCAGCAAGAAGGUUUCAAGCCCAGAAGAUGUGGUUCUGGGAGUAGGCAUGGCGCUAUACAACGUUGGUGCUAUUGGAAAAGGCAUCGAUGGACUUGUGGAUGCGACCAAAGCUGUUAAGAUUUCCGGGUCGGCAAGGGCCGGUCUCAUCGGGCUCAACGCUCUCUUCCUGGGCAUGGAUAUCUUCUUCAUCUGCAAAGACAGCAUCGGUCUGGCCAACGGCAGCGAGACCGAAGUCUCACAGUUCAUCCGAGCCAGAGCCGCACUUUGGCGCUCCGAGUUGGACUCAUGGCAGAAGAUCUAUGACUUCCUGUGCAAAGGUCUGCCGACAGCAGAGGAGAACAAAGUUAUCCUGGAGACGCCAUUUUAUCCAGAGAAGGGAAUGAAGAAACAUGGAGGAAUUGGAAGGAAAAGUUGAUGAAAAAGAAAAGAUGAAUAAGAAAAGUGUUGUGCAGUAGUGCUUCAGUGACCACAGAGGAUUAUCAACUCUUAAAUUGUGCUCUCUUACAGCAAAAUAUGCAAAUCAUGUUCUAUUCAUUCAGUAUGUAAAGCUAAAUAUGCACAUUCUUCUUGCACAAAUCGAUGAAUAAGAAUUUUAAAAUGUGUUUUUCUGUUAAUAAAAUUAUCAUGAUAUGAAUGAAUAUUAUUAUAUAAAUACUUUCAGAUGUACAAUAUUGUCCAAUUGUUGUUGGUAACGGGUACUGCAGGAAUAUCGCUUGUGCGAUUUUUACUCAAUUGAUUUUCUGUUAUUAUUUCUGUCCUUGCGUUUCUGCUUCAUCACAUUACAGACUUGAUCAAUAAAAUGAAUUUGAACCCAAAA